AUGAAGCCAGAUGCUUCUGGAGCUCACGUAGAAGAUGAAAAUGUGGCCAGCAACUUGAAUUUAGCGCAAAGACAACUUCAAACUGACUGGCGGUCGAUUUAUGUGACCAGUCUGUUGGCUUUUUGUGUCGCAGCUCAAUUCAGCUUGUACUUCAGUAGUUUAUGGCCGUUCCUUCAACUGGUAGGUUGUUUUUCCUUUUUUCUAAUCAAAUUUAGACAAAGUUUAAUUUGGUUUUGGAGAUUUGGUUAAGGGUUGGAACGUUUUGUAUGUUUCAUUGUUUUUUAACUAUUUUUAAAAAACUUCUUUGUAGAAUAGGAUAAGCAAAGGCUACAAUACGGUAAAUUAAGACUAGAGUAGAAUAAAUUAAGGCUAGAGCAGGGUAGGGUAAUUGAUAAAUUGAAGCUAGAGUGGAAUAAAGUAAGCAAAGCUAGGUUUGUGUAAGGUAGGUAAAGUAAGACUAAAACGGGGUAAAUUAAAGUUAGAUUGGGGUAAAGUAAGGCAGGGAUAGGGCCAAAUAAGGCUAAAAUAGAGUAAAGUAAGCAAAGUCAAGCUUGCGUACAAUAGAGUAAGGUAAAGAUGGACUGGGGUAGGGUAAUGCAAGCAAAGCUAGACUUGACUUUGGUGGAGUAAGGUAAAGUAAGGCUAAAGUAGAGUAAUUUAAAGCUAAGGUAAAAUAUAGUAAGGCUUAAGUAAGGUAACGUAAGGUUAAGGUACAAUUAGACAUGUUUAUGUACAUUAAAAUAACAUACAGUGACGUCUACUAUAUUUUCUUGAGGCUUUGAAAUAACAGUAAUCAAUACUGUUCUUAUAUCAAGCUUAGAGGGCAAAGCAAGGUAUGUUUAAAAGAACCUGAGAUGAUGAAGCGUAUUUUACAUAAUCCGUAACCUAAUAUGCCACUUUCAGUUAGACCCCACAAUAUCCGAAAACUUCUUCGGUUACGUGGUAGGAGCCUACAGUUUUGGCCAAAUCAUAGCAUCUCCUUUGGUUGGGUUUCUCAGCAAUAAAUUGGGUAAAAUUCGACUGCCAUUAUAUGCCAAUCUGUCGUGUAUGUUUAUUGGAAAUGCCAUCUACUUCAACUUGGAGAACUUUUCGACUGGUCGAAGGUAUUGGCUGUUAUUGGGAAGAUUGAUUACUGGUUUUGGAAGCAGUUCGAUUAGUUUACUAAAGGCUUAUACGACCACAGCUAGUGUUAAUCAAGAUCGGUCGAGAGCAUUGGCGUUUGUUACUGGUGGGGUGGCUCUUGGCAUGACUAUGGGACCAAGCAAGUAUUUAAAGUGUUAUUCAUGUGUAUUCAUUUGCAAGUAUAUACACUUAAAAUACGAUUGAUUUUGAUUUUUUUGUGAUUUUUACAUUAUUUUGGUCAAGAAACAUGCUUGUUGCAGAAUGCCAAAAUUUAAUUAAAAUUUGAAAUUUUUAAAAAUUUUUAUAGAAAUUUGCAAAAUGUACUGAAAUAGGUAUACAAUAUGUAAUAAAAAUUUUAAUUUUAGGUAACAAAAUUUUUUUUUGAAAAUUUAUAUUAAUUUAAAAUUUUUCAGCAUUCCAACUUCUGUUCAUACCCUUGGACUAUCCUGGCGUUACCUUUUUCAAUUUCAUCAAACUGAACAUGUAUACAGCUCCAGCCUACAUGGCUUGCUGUAUGAACAUGUUCUGUGCUUUAAUUACAAAAAGAUUUUUCGUCGAGAAUUAUGCUGGAAUAGCCACGAAUGAAGAUGGAGAGAAGGUUAGACUACCACCUUAUGAUAAGAAGGCAAUCGUCGUUUGUCAUAUGACAAGAUUCGCUCAGAUUUUGGUCAAUUCUAAUAUGGAAACGUAAGUUAUCUUUUUCUUUUGUUUUGGAUUUCCAGGAUGGGGUUAGGACCAGGACAUAGGCUAAGAUUAUAGAGGUAGGGAAAGGAUUAUGACUGGGGUUUAAACUAGAGUAAAAGAUAAAGCCAAGGCUAAGCAAGACCUAACAUAGAUCUGGGCUAGGGCUUUGGGCUAAAGCUCUGGGCUAGGGCUCUAGGCUAGGGUUUUGGGAUUGGUUUUAUAAAGGCUAUACGGUUAGUUUUAGAUUAGGAUCACCAUUAGUAAUGGCGAUGUUUGCUUGGUCUCGGCACGAUGCUGUUGAAUAUAUAGCUGCAGCUCAAGGAAUUAUGAGUUUUCUGGCGUUUCUAACAUAUUUGGCAUUUAUCGUGUUUAAGCCGGAACGAUUGUAAGUUAACGUUUUUAUUGGUUUAAUUUUUUUAAAAAUUUUAAAGUUUUAAUAUUUUUUUAUGUUACAGUAUGAGUUUUCGCCUUGGCUGCUUUCUCUCCCUAAUAGGGCUGAUCGUUUUCCAUCUCUUAACAAUAUCAUGGCCAUUCUUACCUGGCCAAGUCCAAACCUUCCAUCAAAACUUGACCGAGACAGAACAGAUCGGCUGUAAUAGUGACAAGUUUACUUGGUGUAGCACCUUGAAGCCAGUGAAUGUAGCUGUCUUCUUUGGAAGCUACAUUCUGAUUGUUGGUACUGCUUUUCCCAAUGUUAAUAUAUGUUUGAAUACCUUGUUUUCAAAGAUUAUUGGACCUAGAAGGCAGGGUACACAGCAAGGAUGGCUACAGGUUUCUGGAGCACUGGCUAGGAUGUUUGGGCCGGUGGUGGCAAGGUAAGGUUAAUAUAAGGUAGGAUAAGAUAUAUAUAUAUAAGUUUCCUUAUUGCUUACGGUAACAUGCAUUCAGUAGGUUAUGGUAGGGUAGGGUAGGGUAGGGUAGAGUAGGGUAGGGUAGGGUAAGGUAGGGUAGGGUAGGGUAGGGUAGGGUAGGGUAGGGUAGGGUAGGGUAGGGUAGGGUAGGGUAGGGUAGGGUAGGGUAGGGUAGGUUAGGGUAGGGUAGGGUAGGGUAGGGUAUAAACAUUUACAUAUACUGUACUUACAGUAACCUCUACUCAACAUACGGCCCUCAAUUCGCUUGGGGCUUUGUGAUAGCAGUAAUUGGUACUGUACUUAUCUCAUGGUUCAUAUUCUACCAACGUAUGGUACCAUUGCAACUUGACAAAGAUGAAAAGAAGGCAUUGGCUGAUCAUCCAUCAGAAGAAGUGACUAAAAGUGUACAAAGUAGCUCCAGUAGUAGUUAA
Molecule: messenger RNA, 3088 nt
Organism: Bursaphelenchus okinawaensis
Lineage: Eukaryota; Metazoa; Nematoda; Chromadorea; Rhabditida; Aphelenchoididae
Source: the annotation of a GenBank genome assembly